This is a messenger RNA of Suillus subaureus, 990 nucleotides long. RefSeq names its product quinon protein alcohol dehydrogenase-like superfamily. The coding region runs from base 1 to 990 and encodes 329 amino acids. The record is from RefSeq and is a predicted model, not a curated record. The transcript has a single exon. NCBI's taxonomy places the organism in Eukaryota, Fungi, Basidiomycota, Agaricomycetes, Boletales, Suillaceae. Gene Ontology annotation, molecular function: protein binding.
AUGCCUCGCCAGAAAUUUGAAGGACACACUGGUGAUGUCUGGGGCGUUAUACACCUGCCAGGCGGACAGCGGAUUAUCACUUGUUCAAUGGACCACUCGAUGCGAGUGUGGAACUUGAAGAGCGGAAAACAGAUAGGAGAAGACUGGAGAGACGGAGAAAGUGCAGUGUACAGGAUAGCGUUGUCUCCGGACGGGAAGAAAGUGGUUAGCGGAAGUGAGGAUGGUGCAGUGAAGGUGUGGGACAUCGACACGUGUGAGGUCAUCACUAAGUGGACGGAGCAUACAAGGGCAGUGGUGUCUGUCUGCUGGAGUCGAAAUGGUCGGAGAGUGUUAAGCGGAUCCGAGGAUGGGACUGCAAGACAAUGGGUCAUGGAAAGUGGGGAGACAGCGGACAUAGAAAGCGGAGAAACCAUACUUGCAUCGAUCAAGACAGGACACGAUGGCGUGUGGGCAGUCGUCUAUUCACCAGACAUGUCCUUGAUUGCGACUGGUGGACGUGAUGGGCCCUAUACUGGAGAACGCAUCGAGUGCUCAAUCCAAAUCUGGGACACAAAGACAGGCAAGCUUGUCGCAACUCUUAAAGGACACACGAACUGUGUGUGUUCCCUGACUUGGACCAAGGACGGAAAAACGCUUAUCUCUGGGUCAUGGGAUACAUCCAUUAGGACAUGGAAUACAACCAAGUGGGAGCAGACCUCGGUUCUGGUUGAGCAUACCAACCUUGUCUUGGCCCUUGCGAUAUCACCGAAUGGCCGCAUCCUCGCAAGCGCAUCGUCCGACAACACAGUGCGAUUGUGGAACCUCGAUAAUGGGCAACCCAUCAGUUCGCCCCUCCAGCACACACAGCCAGUGCAGUGGGUGUCAUUUUCCACGGGUGGAAAGUUACUAGCAGCUGGCUGCAAUGACAAAAAUGCGUACUCAUGGGAUGUUGUUGCGAUUGUUAGAGAAGCCGGCCUCGAUGAACUUCUAUCAGAUUCAAAGGUGAGUUGA